CUGCUGUGAGCGGGGUGCUCUCCCCAAUGGCUACCGUCUGCAGAGUAGCGCGAAGCCUUUGAAGAACUCGAUUUUGUGAUGCCUGUUGUUUGCCAAAGCCCUUUCCACCCGGGGGAAAAUUAUGGGGUCUGCCAGGGAAGUUUAGUGUCUGCCUACGUGGGGUCUUUGUGGACCGCGGAGUCCGCUUUCCACGUACCAAAUUUUUGUCGAGAUUGAGUAUGCAGGAACUCAGGGCCCGUCCCUUUUCUUGGCGAUGCGUUAGGAUCUCCUGGAACCAUCCCUUCUGUGGCAGAAGGUCUGCUGGGUAUGAACCCUCAGUAUAAAUGAGUGGCCACGGAAGUGACUAGCAUGCGGAAAUCCAUGGUCCGCCUGAUUUGCCGCCCCUACUGACAUGGCCCACCGAGGUGGGGAAAGAGACUUCCAGACAUCAGCUCGGCGCAUGGGCACCUCUCUGCUCUUCCAGCUUUCAGUUCAUGAACGGGAGCUGGACCUGGUUUUUCUGGAUCAUAGCUAUGCCAAGCCAUGGAGUGCCCACCCAGAUGCCAGCAGUGCCCGCCCCACCCGCAUGCUCUUUGUUACUCCCCGGAGGCAGCAUGAAAGUAGCAUUGAAUCAGAUGUCCCCAUAGAUGUGGAGACAGUCACGUCCACCCCUGUGCCACUGUAUGAUAAUCAGAAAGCACGAAGCGUGAUGAAUGAAUGUGAACGGCAUGUCAUCUUCGCCAGGACCGAUGCAGAUGCCCCUCCCCCGCCAGAGGACUGGGAGGAACACGUCAACAGGACUGGUUGGACAAUGGCCCAGAACAAGCUAUUCAACAAGAUCCUCAAAGCCCUGCAGUCUGACCGGCUUGCCCGCUUGGCCAAUGAAGGGGCUUGUAAUGAGCCGGUGCUGCGCCGCGUUGCUGUGGACAAGUGUGCGAGGAGAGUGCGGCAGGCUCUCGCAAGCGUGAGCUGGGACACCAAGCUGAUCCAGUGGCUGCACACCACCCUCGUGGAGACCUUGAGUCUGCCCAUGCUGGCAGCCUACCUCGAUGCCUUGCAGACGCUGAAAGGGAAGAUUCCGACCUUGAUUGACCGCAUGCUUGUGUCAUCCAACACGAAGACCGGGGCUGCAGGAGCUGAGGCCUUGUCUCUCCUACUGAAGAGGCCCUGGGACCCUGCUGUAGGGGUGCUUUCUCAUAACAAGCCAAGCAAACUGCCUGGCUCUCCUCUGAUUCUCAUCGCCUCCUCUGGCCCCUCCAGCUCUGUGUUCCCCACCUCACGCCGCCACCGCUUCUGGCAGUCUCAGCUCUCUUGCUUAGGAAAGGUCAUCCCUGUAGCCACCCAUCUGCUGAACAAUGGCAGUGGGGUAGGAGUCCUGCAGUGCCUUGAGCAUAUGAUCGGGGCAGUGAGAAGCAAAGUGCUGGAGAUUCACAGCCAUUUCCCACACAAACCCAUUAUCUUGAUUGGCUGGAACACAGGAGCUUUGGUGGCUUGUCACGUAUCGGUGAUGGAGUACGUCACUGCAGUCGUCUGCCUGGGGUUCCCUCUGCUUACUGUGGAUGGUCCCAGAGGGGACGUGGAUGACCCCCUCUUGGAUAUGAAGACUCCAGUCCUCUUUGUCAUUGGUCAGAAUUCCCUGCAGUGUCACCCUGAAGCCAUGGAGGACUUCCGGGAGAAGAUUCGGGCUGAGAACAGCUUGGUGGUGGUUGGGGGUGCUGAUGAUAACCUCAGAAUAAGCAAAGCAAAGAAGAAAUCCGAAGGGUUGACUCAGAGCAUGGUGGACAGAUGUAUUCAGGAUGAGAUUGUGGACUUUCUCACCGGAGUGCUCACUCGUGCCGAUGGUCACAUGGGCUCUGAGCCUCGGGAUCAGGACGCUGAGAAGAAAAAGAAGCCUCGUGAUGUAGCCCGCAGAGACCUGGCAUUUGAAGUCCCCGAGCGGGGCAGUCGACCUGCCUCUCCAGCCGCCAAGCUGCCCGCCUCCCCCUCGGGCUCGGAGGAUCUUUCUAGUGUGUCCAGCAGCCCCACUUCCAGUCCCAAGACCAAAGUGACCACAGUGACCUCUGCCCAGAAGUGCAGUCAGAUUGGGAGCUCUCAGCUGCUCAAGAGACACAUGCAGCGGACAGAAGCUGUGCUGACCCACAAACAAGCCCAAGCACAGUUUGCUGCUUUUCUGAAACAAAAUAUGCUGGUGAGGAAAGCUCUUCCUCCCGGCACCUCCUCCUGUCUCUUUGUUCCCAUUUCAUCAGAACCAGUGGAAGAAGCAGAGAAAGAGGACCUUAGGGUCCAGCUGAAGCGGCACCAUCCCUCUAGCCCUCUUCCUGGCAGUAAGACCUCCAAGCGGCCGAAGAUCAAAGUGUCCCUUAUUCCCCAGGGGGACGCAGCCGGAGGGCCGUGUGCUUCUUCCCCAGGAGGUGCACACGAAGCCACAGGAGGGAAGCCCGUCACUGUGACACUGGGGCAGGCCUCAGCAGGAGCCAGGGAGUCCACAGGCCUGCUCACCUCUACCAAGUCAGGUGCUCCUGAAGGCGUCAUCUCGGGCAGCCCCGCCCCCUCCGUGGUCUCCAGCAGCAGUGCGCCCAGUGCCUUGCACACACUCCAGAGCCGCCUGGUGGCCACGCCCCCCGGGAACUCCCUUCCAGGAGCCCCGUCUGCCAGCAGCCUCCUCCAAGGCCUCAGCUUCAGCCUACAGGAUAUCAGCAGCAAGACCUCUGGCCUCCCAGCAAAUCCUGCCCCAGGGCCAGCCCCACAGGCCACCAGUGUGAAGUUGCCCACCCCCAUGCAGAGCCUGGGUGCCAUCACCACGGGCACCAGCACCAUUGUCCGUACCAUUCCUGUGGCCACCACUCUCUCCUCCUUGGGUGCCACUCCUGGUGGGAAGCCCACAGCCAUCCACCAGCUGCUGACCAAUGGGGGCCUCGCUAAGUUGGCAAGCAGCCUCCCUGGCCUGGCUCAGAUCUCUAACCAAGCAUCAGGCUUGAAGGUCCCCACCACCAUCACUCUGACACUCCGUGGCCAGCCAAGCAGAAUCACCACGCUGAGCCCCAUGGGCUCAGGAACAGCCCCAUCCGAGGAGCCCACUUCCCAGGUGCUGCCUUCCAGCUCACAGCGCCUGCCUCCAGCGCCUUGAAGAUGCAGCACGAUACAUCCUCCUGACCAGGGUGGUGACAGCUGCCUCGUGGUGGUCCUGCAGAGCUGUCCACUUGUUCGCAGACCUCUUUAGGAUGGUCGUUUUGCCUCUGCCCACUGUCUUCUGAGUUGGGCCUUUGGGUCUUGUGAAACCCUUAGGCUAGGUGACGCGACACCAGUGAGGGAAGCAUCGUGCUCCAAGGUCUGCAAGUUUGGUUCCUAAUACCUGAGCCUCUUCAACAGAUCUGGCCAUGCAGGGGUCAGAAGCACUUCUUCCCCUGUGCCAGCCAUGAUGUGACCCAGGUGUCGGCGUGGGACUGGUCACUGCAUUUGAUGAAGGAGUUUCCAUCUGCAAGUCUGGGCUGCCCGUGUGCCCAGAUGGAAGAAAUGUCUACAUGGUCUAGGCUGCAGGAGUAAGGACGGAGAACCCUUUGCUGGCCAGAAGUGCUUGUUCUGGAUAUCACCGUUGCCUUCUCUGGGCAGCCAUGCAACUCCCACAUCGGAUACUGAGCAGCCUGCUGAGAUCUGAAACCUGGGAACUCCCAUUUCCAUCCGUUUCAUCACAAAAGCAAAGAGAACUGUGAUCUUUUAACCCCUUCGGCUUCUCUAGAUUUGAGAAGCAGCCGUUGCCAGGAAGUGAAGGCUGCCCUUCUCUUUGUCACCAUUCUUUGAGCAGUUCCUAUGUCCUGAGAGACUAGAGGUCAGAAAGGCUGACAGAGGUACGGAACAGCGAAGGAAGUGGCUUGAAGGACAUGUCAGUAGGCCUUGUGGUGAAAAGAAGUUGGGCUUGGGGCUCUGUAUCUGGCAGAACUGGUGGAAAGACAUAAUAGAGGGAAAAACCCCAGCCCCUGCAAGACCUACCUCCAGUGGCUGGACUGAAGCAGAGGCAGCGAGCUCAGAUGACGUAGCAGCUGUCCCAGGAAGCCUCGGGCAUCAGCACGCUGAAGGCCAUGGUUUACUGUUUCUGUUCCAGGAGACUUUGUCUUCUUUCUUAGAAGCGGGAAGGUUCUUGACAGUGACUCUACUGUGCAGAGCUGUUGGUACCAGCCUGAGCUCUUCAAGUGGUGAGCCCUGGAGAAGGUCACUGAAGACAGGGUUUUGAGUACAUUGUUUGCAAAGAUAGUUCGAGGUUUGGCUUCCAGAGCAGGUUCCCUUCCCUUCCAUACUUAGAAUGCUUUCAGUCAAGGUGAUAGAGCAAUCUAAGUGUGACUCUCCUCAGGUAGAGAGGGCCCACAAUAUGGCUUGAAUUCUAAUCUGGGAUCCUGAUCCACUAUACAGUGAAUAUCCACCCCAGGCCAACUGUGUUCAGUCCAAGAGCCUCACCUCAUCCUGAGUGACAGGCAGGAGCGCACAGUGUGCAGGAACCUAAGCUCCACCCCCUAGUGAAUAAAUAAAGACUUAGAGAUGAAUGAAUGAGUUCAUUCCAACCUCCAAAUUAUUUGUGCACAUGUAUCCAAGGGGACCUUCUAACCUUUAGAUGCCAGGUCCCUACAGCUGGCAUUGGAUCCUCUGGGUGGAGGCCAGUGUUCUGGUAGAUUGCUUCCAGAACAGGUUGGGGUGCUGGAUAGGGAGACACGUGAGAAAAGAGUGGAGAAGGUACCCUGGACACCUGGCCUUCCUUCCCUCGUCUCCUGCAGACCCGGUCUCAGCAAUAUUCACACAGAAUUAACCUGCAUUGUUGCAUUAGCUGGUAGGUCAUUGCUUCCUGAAAUUCAAGAGGCAUUUAGUAAAUUUGAGAAGGUUAUGAAAUGCAAAAGAGGCAUCCAGGACUCAGGGAUUUGAUAGCUUUAUGGGAAGGAUCAUAAUAAGCAAAAGAGCAGAGGACAGCUAGACUGCGAGGUUAUGUGAAGCUUUUAGGAAUCAUUUAGGGCAUGCAGAGGGACCUGAACAACCCGUUUGUGAUUUCAGACAGCAGCCUAGACAGUCCUGGAGGGACUGCUCCUGGAAGAUGCUGGCCUGGUAUGUGCUGGGGCCAAAGAAAAAACUAAUAAUACAUCUUGCCUUUGUGGUGAAUCCCAGCCUGUGGCCGUGGUGACUUUCUGAGGCUGGGGGUAUAUGCCUUGAAGAACUCUAAAGCUGGGGAAGGGAAACUGAGAACAAUUCCUCACCUUAGAGUGCCAGGUUAACGGGGGAAGUGGUGGAGGUCUGUCUAGUCGUGUUUCCUAGUGCUCUUCACAAACCGUGUUCUCAGAAUGCGGAAGGAAGCUUUACUCCACCUAUUUCAUGGCACCUGGAGUCCACCAGCUCAGAAGUGAUACGGUUGGUAGAAAAUGUAGAUCAAGAAGGCUUUAAAUUCUUGGGUGACAGGUGUGUAUUGGUACUCUCUGGACUAUGCCCUCCAUGGGCUUUGAGAAGAGAUCAGUGAGGGAGGAAGACCUUCCAAGUCUUAGUCCCACCAUUGGAACAGUCUCGGGCUGGCUGGGUUAUAGAGCUGAGCCACGGUGGUGGUUCUGUUCUUACCUUAGCAAAAACAAUAAAAAACAAGAAACCUUUGGAUUGCUUUA
This is a messenger RNA of Tupaia belangeri chinensis (Chinese tree shrew), 5609 nucleotides long. RefSeq names its product KAT8 regulatory NSL complex subunit 3 (gene KANSL3). The coding region runs from base 392 to 3106 and encodes 904 amino acids. Gene Ontology annotation, cellular component: NSL complex. The transcript has 22 exons. Gene Ontology annotation, biological process: positive regulation of transcription by RNA polymerase II. Lineage: Eukaryota; Metazoa; Chordata; Mammalia; Scandentia; Tupaiidae. The record is from RefSeq and is a predicted model, not a curated record.